GUGGGCACAGUUGUCGGUCAGCAGGCGAACCAGCAGCGCCUUCGUCUACGUUUAUUUUGUUUAUUUCCCGGCCGAGAAUUCUCUCGGGACUCAUUCCUUAUCCGCAAAACGCACUCAUCAUGGUCGAGGUUAAGGACAUCGAGAAGCUGUUCGAAACGGACGGCUAUUUGCGGCCCUUCGAGCACGAGAUUCGUCGCCGUCACGGCGUUCUCCAGGACUGGCUGAACAAAAUAAACCAGAGCGAGGGAGGAUUGGAGGAGUUCUCGCAGGCCUACAAGUACUAUGGCCUUCAUUUCCAGCCGGACAACUCGGUGAUUGCCCGUGAGUGGGCACCUGGAGCCAGAGAUGUCUAUCUCACGGGAGAUUUCAAUAACUGGCACUGGGAGUCGCAUCCGUUCAAGAAGCUGGACUUUGGCAAGUGGGAGCUCCAUUUGCCCCCCAACGAGGACGGCAGCCCGGCCAUAAAGCACAUGAGCGAAAUCAAGGUGAUCAUUCGCAACCAUUCCGGUCAGUUGCUGGACCGCCUGUCUCCGUGGGCCAAGUACGUGGUGCAACCUCCCAAAUCGGCCAAUCAGGGAGUCAACUACAAGCAGUACGUGUGGGAGCCACCAUCCUACGAUCGCUACCAGCGCCAACAUCCUCGUCCGGAGCGGCCAAAGUCGCUGAGGAUCUAUGAGUGCCAUGUGGGCAUCGCCUCCCAGGAACCAAGAGUCGGCAGCUACGAUGAGUUCGCUGAUCGCAUUGUGCCGCGCAUCAAGCGACAGGGCUACAACUGCAUCCAGGUGAUGGCCAUCAUGGAGCAUGCCUACUACGCCAGCUUUGGCUACCAGGUAACAAGUUUCUACGCCGCCUCCAGUCGUUUUGGCAAUCCGGAGCAACUGAAACGCAUGAUCGACGUGGCUCACUCGCACGGACUGUUCGUUCUGCUGGAUGUCGUCCACUCGCAUGCCUCCAAAAACGUGCAGGAUGGCCUUAACCAGUUCGAUGGCACCAACAGUUGCUUCUUCCACGACGGAGCACGCGGUGAGCAUUCGCUGUGGGACAGUCGUCUCUUUAACUACGUGGAGUACGAGGUUCUGAGGUUCCUGCUGUCCAACCUGCGUUGGUGGCACGAUGAGUACCAGUUCGAUGGCUAUCGCUUCGACGGAGUCACAUCUAUGCUGUACCACUCUCGAGGCAUCGGCGAGGGUUUCAGCGGUGACUACAAUGAGUACUUUGGCCUGAACGUCGACACAGAUGCCCUCAACUAUCUGGGACUGGCCAAUCAUCUGCUGCACACCCUGGAUCCGAGAAUUAUCACUAUUGCGGAGGAUGUAUCCGGAAUGCCCACCUUGUGUCGUCCGGUUUCGGAGGGCGGCAUUGGAUUCGACUACCGCCUGGGCAUGGCCAUUCCCGACAAGUGGAUCGAGCUGCUGAAGGAGCAGAGUGACGACGAGUGGGACAUGGGCAACCUGGUGCACACGCUGACCAACCGGCGGUGGAUGGAGAACACGGUGGCCUACGCAGAGUCCCACGAUCAGGCGCUGGUGGGCGACAAGACGGUUGCCUUCUGGCUGAUGGACAAGGAGAUGUAUACGCACAUGUCGACCAUGUCGGACCCCUCGUUGAUUAUUGACCGAGGACUGGCGCUGCACAAAAUGAUUCGCCUGAUUACGCACGCCCUGGGAGGCGAGGCGUACCUUAACUUCAUGGGCAACGAGUUCGGUCAUCCGGAAUGGCUUGAUUUUCCGCGUGUCGGAAACAAUGACUCAUAUCACUACGCUCGUCGGCAGUGGAAUCUGGUGGACGACGACCUGCUGAAGUACAAGUACCUCAACGAGUUCGAUCGCGCCAUGAACGAGGCCGAGGAGCGCUACGGUUGGCUGCAUUCCGGACCCGCCUGGGUCAGCUGGAAGCACGAGGGCGACAAGAUCAUCGCCUUCGAGCGCGCCGGCCUGGUCUUCGUCUUCAACUUCCAUCCCCAGCGGAGUUUCACCGGAUACCGCGUGGGCACCAACUGGGCGGGCACUUACCAGGCGGUGCUCUCUUCAGACGAUCCGCUUUUCGGCGGACACAACCGCAUCGAUGCCAACUGCAAGCAUCCCUCCAAUCCGGAGGGCUACGCCGGAAGAUCCAACUUCAUCGAGGUCUACACCCCGUCCCGCACGGCAGUAAUCUAUGCCCGAGUCAGUGACUAACUGACUCCGGAAGGGGUCUCCAAAAAUGUUUAUGCCUAUACGAAUUUCACAUUUAGUCAUAGUUUUUGUUAAUGUUACGAAUCGGAAAGCCAUUAGUGAAAUAUAUGCUCAUUGAGGUAUAA
Messenger RNA from Drosophila ficusphila, 2299 nucleotides. It is a transcript of the gene AGBE, whose product is annotated as 1,4-alpha-glucan-branching enzyme. The transcript is spliced from 4 exons. Gene Ontology annotation, biological process: glycogen biosynthetic process. Bases 120 to 2177 code for a protein of 685 amino acids. Gene Ontology annotation, molecular function: hydrolase activity, hydrolyzing O-glycosyl compounds; cation binding; 1,4-alpha-glucan branching enzyme activity. NCBI's taxonomy places the organism in Eukaryota, Metazoa, Arthropoda, Insecta, Diptera, Drosophilidae. The record is from RefSeq and is a predicted model, not a curated record. Gene Ontology annotation, cellular component: cytoplasm.